Molecule: messenger RNA, 1826 nt
Organism: Musa acuminata AAA Group (dessert banana)
Lineage: Eukaryota; Viridiplantae; Streptophyta; Magnoliopsida; Zingiberales; Musaceae
Product: phosphatidylinositol/phosphatidylcholine transfer protein SFH1-like
Exons: 10
Coding region: 278-1279 (333 amino acids)
Source: RefSeq, a predicted model, not a curated record
UUGGGUCUUGAUGUUCUGCAUGAAUGCAUUCUUGAAACAUGUCCUCUGGAAUUUAUAGGUUUGGUGACAUCAAUGUUAUUAUAGAAAGAAAGCAUUUUGUACUAUCUUUCGUGUUCUCUGCUAGAAUUGCCGUGUGUCUGGUGAUAUGCAUAGUAAGUUGACCAUUGGUUGGAUCUUUGCAAGGACGAUUUUCGAGUCCCUAAAUUCAUAGUUGGAUAGGAAUUUGUGCUUCCGAUAACGAGUUUCUGAAAGUUUGUUAUCCGAGGAUGUUGGAAGGAUGUAUGCUCGGAUUGGAAGGUUCAUCAAUUUACACCGAGAUCUUAACAGCAUGGUGGUUAAUUUGGCUGUUUUGAAUAUGCACCAGGGAUAUCCAACAGCAACCAUGAUGCGCUAUCUUAAAGCUAGAGACUGGUGUGUUCCUAAAGCAUACAAGAUGCUGGUGGAUUGCUUAAAUUGGAGGAUACAAAACCACAUUGAUGAUAUCUUGAAAAAACCAAUAAUUCCAGCAGAUUUAUAUAGAGCAGUCCGUGACUCGCAACUUGUAGGAUUAUCAGGAUACUCUAAGGAGGGCCUUCCUGUUUUUGCAAUAGGUGUUGGACUCAGCACAUUAGACAAAGCAUCGGUGAAUCAAUAUGUGCAGUCACACAUUCAAAUUAAUGAGUAUCGAGAUCGUGUGAUAUUGCCUAAUGUAACAAAGAAGUACGGGCGGCAUAUUGGAAAAUGUGUUAAAGUCUUGGAUAUGACUGGUCUGAAGCUUUCAGCAUUGAGCCAUAUCAAGUUAAUGACCAUCAUAACAACUAUUGAUGACCUAAACUAUCCGGAGAAGACACAAACGUAUUAUGUAGUUAACGCUCCAUAUGUAUUCUCAGCAUGUUGGAAGGUUGUGAAGCCUCUUUUACAAGAAAGGACAAGAAGGAAAAUACAAAUACUGCAAGGUUGUGGCAGAGAUGAGUUGUUGAAGAUAAUGGAUUAUGAUUCUCUUCCCCACUUCUGCCGAAGAGAAAGUAAUGGGUCAUCUCGGAUUUCGUCUGCUGGAGCUGAUGACUGCUACUCCUUGGACCAUCCUUUCCACCAACAGCUCUACAACUACAUCAAGCAACAAGCAUUAAUCCAGGAAUAUGCCACACUCCGGAAGCAAGGACGCUUCAACAUAGAAGUGCCUAUAGCUGACACUGAGGGAACAAAAGUGGUCAAGAAAUUAGAAUCUGAACUCCAUAAGGUCAGGGAUCACAGUGGUCUCACUCACCCACUGAAUUGUCUUCAUAUCAGUGGUGCCUAAAGAUGCCACUGGUCUAGGCAACUACUUCAAGCUGCACUGCAGUUUUGUCCUGCUUUUGUAUUGCAGCAGGUCAUCCAAUGCAGCAAAUAUGUGGCUUCAACAAAAUGUGUUUUUUUUUUUCCUUAAAAAGAGUAUUUAAGGUUACAGUAGCAAGUCCUUGCAAUUGUGGUGCAAGAUUUGAGGAAGUUGAAGCGGGCAAAAGCCUUCUCCUUUAAUCCAGUGGGAUAGGACGAAGGGUUGAACUCAUCUGAUUCUAUUCUCAUAAAACAGCAUCAAGAUCUUUGAGUAUCAAAGGAUGAUACACUGUAUAUGUGGAAUCUAUUUGCAUUCCAAAUAAAGCAAAUUGUUCCAAUGAGAUGAAAAGUAGACAAUUAUCAUCUCAUGUGUCGCAUAUGUAUUUCUGAACAGAACUUUCACCUAUGUAUGAUUUAUUUCUCCCAGAUCUACCAAAUCCCUGGUGAUCCUACUGCUUUCAGAUGUAAUGCUUUCUCCUCCUCUUUUUUCCACUCUGUAGAGAAUCCUGUAAUAAAUUAGAUGUUUUGGAUAA